This is a messenger RNA of Morus notabilis, 1137 nucleotides long. Its product is annotated as probable protein S-acyltransferase 6. Gene Ontology annotation, cellular component: Golgi apparatus; endoplasmic reticulum. Gene Ontology annotation, molecular function: protein-cysteine S-palmitoyltransferase activity. NCBI's taxonomy places the organism in Eukaryota, Viridiplantae, Streptophyta, Magnoliopsida, Rosales, Moraceae. The transcript is spliced from 5 exons. The coding region runs from base 1 to 1137 and encodes 378 amino acids. Gene Ontology annotation, biological process: protein targeting to membrane; peptidyl-L-cysteine S-palmitoylation. The record is from RefSeq and is a predicted model, not a curated record.
AUGGCUUCCAUUAAUCCGGAAGAGGAAGGAAACAAGAAGGAAAUAGUGGAACCAAUUGUUCUUCACCACUCUCCGCAGAAAAAGUUGGAAGAUAUCUCGGAGAAUAUUAACUUACAAGAGAAAUUGUCACAAGUCGAAAAGAAGGUUUCUGGUCAUGAACAUAGAAAAAUUAUUAGAAAUCUGAGAGAAAAUUUCAAUGCCAUAAAAAGGAUUUUUGAGGAUCGUGGAGAAAGCUUGGAAAGAACUAGGAUUUACCAAGUUUGGCCUGGAAAAAAUGUAUUUUUCUUUCAUGGGCGACUUGUAUGUGGUCCAGAUCCCAGGGGGUUGCUCUUGACAACAGUUUCUAUAAUUCUCUCUAGUUGGAUAUUUUCUGUGUAUAUAGGACAAGAUCUACCAAAUCGUUCCGGCCUCAUUGUCACAAUCUCAGAGAUUCUGACAUUACUUGUUAGUACCGUUCUUGGAAACCUUGUUCUGGUAAGUGCAAUUGAUCCCGGCAUUAUUCCCAGAAACGAGCAAGAUCUUACGGAAGAUGCUAGUACAAGUAAUAACUCUGGAACAUCCAGAAAGAAAAGAAUUACUAUUAACGGGGUGGAAUUGAAACUAAAAUAUUGUCGCAUUUGUAAAAUUUGUCGGCCACCUAGGAGUUGCCACUGUGUGGUAUGCGACAAUUGUGUGGAGAAAUUUGAUCACCAUUGCCCUUGGAUUGGUCAGUGCAUUGCGCUGCGAAACUACAGAUUUUACUUGACAUUUGUGGUGUCCGCUUUAGCUUUUUUCAUCUAUUUGUUCUCCUUCUCUUGCUUGAGAAUCCACCAAAGAAUGACGAAUAGUGGAACUAACUUACUUGGAUUGCUUAAGAACUGCCCUGAAACGCUUGCUUUGGCCUUGUUUAGCUUGGCUGCUGCCUUGUUCUUGGGUGGGCUUGUCUUAUUUCAUGUGCAUCUCAUCGUAACGAAUCAGACGGCCUAUGAGAAUUUUAGGCAACGAUUUGCGGGUUCCAAGAGUCCUUAUGACAUGGGAAUUAUUGGCAAUGUUAAGGAGUUUCUGUUCAAGCCAAUGCCACCUUCUAGAGUUGAUUUCCGAGCACAAGUAACACCAAGAUUCCACCAUCCAACGGCUGCAAAUACUCAUGAAGUUUGA